CGUUCGUGGAUUGAACGUUUCGAACUUUGAAAGCAAGAACAGCAAAUAACAACAUCCAUGCCGUUCGGACACGCAAGACCGACACUACUUGGUGUCCGGGACAAUGCAGAGUUAGCUUCACUGAGUUUCCUACUAGACACAGAAUAAUGAAUGCAUUAUGCCCAUUUUUUUGUGGGAUCACACCGUGUCGUGUUCCUGUGGCAAGUUUAGCUCCCUUUUUGGAGGUUUACCGCUAUAUCCAUGACAAAGUCCGCAAAGGUAUCGGAUAACAAUUAAAGUUCGUAGUGGUUACCGAAGCAUGGAGGUGACCCUCCAGAGACCGCAUGAGUCAAAUGUGCCGGCCCUAGUCGCUCAUCUUGCGAAGAGUAUAUAUUCUCUUGGCAGAACCAAGGACAUAGCAAGCCUCUAGCGUGUGUUACAUUUUUUCGGUUCCUACUGCAAUGGCUCUCAUACCAUUGUUUAUAUCCCUCUCUGUUCUGGCGUUAGCCUCAGGAUCUCACGCAGCCAUCGGUCCUGUCACCGAUUUACAUAUCGUAAACAAAGACCUUUCGCCAGAUGGGGUCCAGCGCCCUACAGUUCUCGCAGGGGGCACAUUCCCUGGCCCGCUCAUCAAAGGAAAUAAGGGCGACAAUUUUAGGAUUAAUGUUAUUGACGAUUUGGUAGACGACCGCAUGCUUACCGCUACCUCUAUCCACUGGCAUGGUCUAUUCCAGAAUGGAACUAACUGGGCUGAUGGACCCGCGUUCGUUACACAGUGCCCCAUCGUUUCCGACAACUCCUUCCUGUACAAUUUUACUGUACCUAACCAAGCCGGCACCUUUUGGUAUCAUAGUCAUUUGUCCACUCAAUAUUGCGACGGUCUUCGUGGCCCACUUGUAGUAUAUGACCCGAAAGACCCCAACGCGGAUCUUUACGAUGUUGAUGAUGAGAAUACUAUUAUUACCCUUGCUGAUUGGUAUCACGUACUGGCUCAAACAGUUGUCGGUGUUGCAACGCCGGACAGCACGCUUAUUAAUGGACUGGGUCGCUCCCCCGAUCACCUGGAUGCAAAAUUGGCGGUCAUUACUGUUGAACGCAACAAACGAUACCGCUUCCGAUUGAUUUCGAUAUCUUGUGACCCCAAUUUCAACUUUUCCAUUGAUCACCAUUCGAUGACCGUCAUAGAAGCCGACGGAGUUAACACUCAAUCCUUGACAGUCGACUCAAUUCAGAUUUUCGCUGCUCAGCGGUACUCGUUUGUCCUACAAGCGAACCAACCAGUUGGAAAUUAUUGGAUUCGCGCCCGACCUAGCGGCGCUAAUGUCACGUCCUUUAACGGUGGUUUGAACUCUGCUAUUCUCCGUUAUGUCGGAGCUCCUGACGAGGACCCAACGACGGAUCAGACUCCGAACAAUACUCCGUUACGUGAGACUGACUUGCACCCGCUGGUUAACCCUGGCGUUCCCGGAAGACCUGUUCCUGGUGGCGCGGAUAUCGUACACAACCUCACCUUGGCCUUCCAAUCAGGUCGUUUCUCAAUCGACGGUGCUUCCUGGCUUCCUCCGUCGUUGCCGGUACUUCUCCAGAUAUUGAGUGGAACACACGAUGCGCAUGACCUGAUGCCCCCUGGGAGCGUUUUGGACCUCGAACUUGGUAAGGUAGUGGAAAUCAUUCUACCUACGGCUCCUGUUGCUGUCAUUGGCGGUCCUCACCCAUUCCAUUUGCACGGGCACAACUUCUGGGUUGUUCGAAGUGCUGGAACUGAUAAAUACAACUUCAACGACCCCGUCAUCCGAGAUGUUGUUAGUAUCGGCAACGGCACUGACCAAGUGACGAUUCGUUACGUUACGGAUAACGCUGGUCCCUGGUUCCUGCAUUGUCACAUUGACUGGCACUUGGAGGCAGGGUUCGGCAUAGUCUUGGCAGAAGGUAUUAACCAGACCGCUGCACACAACCCCGUUCCUGCUGCAUGGAACGACCUUUGUCCUAAGUAUAAUGCGAGUCUGACGACGGCGGGUUCAGGAUCAACCGGCUUGAACUGAAAGUUUGAUAUUCACGUUGCUCUUGAACCCUGAUCUUUGUUUUUGUUUUCUUUUAGUUCGUGUAUGUAUGGUAUCUUUGUACAACAUGGCCCCUUCGUACCCGACAGGAUCCUGCUAUAUUUUUGGUUGGAGUUGAAGGUUGAAUGUGUCUAUUCAAUUCUCUGUCACACAGGUCGUCGUGAUCGAAGUAGCGCACGGGUGCAGAAGAUACAAUAAUUCGUACAAUCAGGAUUAAUAUAUACAGUAGGUUAAUGAUGUACAAGAAGAUACUGUCCAAGAACCGUCCAUUACGUCGGGGGCACCUUUAGAGCCAGCUAAGAUUCGCCAGACCUCAGUAGGGACAUUCAAUGGAUACACUUUUGAAGAUAGCAGCC
This is a messenger RNA of Somion occarium, 2395 nucleotides long. Lineage: Eukaryota; Fungi; Basidiomycota; Agaricomycetes; Polyporales; Cerrenaceae. The record is from the annotation of a GenBank genome assembly.